This is a messenger RNA of Fusarium falciforme, 2115 nucleotides long. RefSeq lists its product as hypothetical. The record is from RefSeq and is a predicted model, not a curated record. Lineage: Eukaryota; Fungi; Ascomycota; Sordariomycetes; Hypocreales; Nectriaceae. The transcript has 4 exons. The coding region runs from base 1 to 2115 and encodes 704 amino acids.
AUGACUCCAUUCCUGACGGUAAACAACAACGUCUCGCUCGUCAGCAUCACCAUCGCCCCCAGCACAUACUUCAUCACCCUCUUUCUGCUCCUCAUCUGUGCCGUCAUCUACAUCCCCCGCCUCGUCGCCUUUCGCUUCCCCAACCUUGGCAUACCCUUGCCGUCGUUGUCGUCGCUGGUUCAGCCUCUGUUUGCCGAGCCUCCGAGCAACACUCUGCAGACAGUCGGAGGCGAGAAGCCUCUACCGGAACCCCCCUUUGCGAGGAGCCAGCUUGUGCUCGAGGACCAGCAGCAGCUUGUCAUCUCUGGCCAGGAUAUAGUUCUCGCCCAGCGCCGUCAUCAGCUUCAGCAGCAGCUCCAGCUGCAACGAGAGCAGGACCUCCUUCUAGAGAAGCAACGGCAGAAACAGAUUCAGGAGAUAGAGUACCACCGUCGCCAAAAUCUCGACGCAUCACUACGGGACUUCGAUCUCCCAGCAAGCACACUGUCGCCCCGCCACUCAGUCCUCCGCAGCGAGGCGGCGACGGAAGAGGACCUCGAGGAUUCGGAGGUCGCGUCCGCCGGUGGAUACUCACCUCCAGCGUGGCGGAGACUCGGCAACGGAGACCGGAGUAGCGGCUUCUGGAGGGGACCUCAUGAUUUCCUCGCCGCUGGUAUGCAACGUGGCGGUCUGAGCACUCUGAGAGAAAGUUCUCCGGAGUUUGACGAUGAUAGUGAGGAUGAGAUGGUCCUAGAGAGGGCCAUCAGGACAAAGUUGCCCAAGGGAAGUCAGAGCCCGGACAAGGGUCGGAGCCCAAGUCCCGAGAGGCACGAGGAUAGGACGAUUCAGGUCAAGGUUGAAGAUAGGGCAACUCCCGCAAGGGAGCUGGCUCUACAACACUCACCGCCGGAUAAUUACAUUCGCUUUGCCGUCCGCGCUGAAGUACAACACCGCACUGAGCCUAUCGAGGCUGCCAUCAACUUCAUCCGUGAUCGCUACAAGACCUUGACACGGACAUGGUCCACCACCUUCACCACUGUCCUCGUCGCCUUCUUCUCUCUCUCCCUUUUCAAGUCUCUGCUCCAACCCGCCUCACCGCGGCCUGUGGGCGAUCUCGUCAAAGUUGCAGGGCUCGCCCGCUCCUUUGAGCCUCUAAUCUACUACUCAGAGCACGCCGUAUCCCAGGUUCAUGAUCUACAAGCCACGAGUGUUGCUGUCUGGGAUCUUGGCGAGAGCGUGCGCACAAGCGACAUGCGCGAUGCCAACAGCAUUGUGUCUGACCUGGAUGCUCUCAGUGAGACCAUGAAGACGUUGGCCAUUGAAAUGACCAAGUUUUUUGCUAGAGUCGAUGGUGAUAUCGAUGGCAUCCUCAACGUUAUGGACUGGGCAAAGAUGCACCUCAACCGCCUCAACUCAUCUCCCUCACCUUCAACUCUCUCCUCUGCCUACGACAACAUUCACAACAUCCUCUCCCAAGCCCGCGUCCUCGAAGACGCUUCUGGCUCACCAACACCACUCGGCCGCCUCACCACACACAUCUUCGGCCUCUCCAAUCCGCAGCGAGAGCAGCGCAUGGUACAGCUCCUCUUCACCGAGUUCAUCGCCGUUCUCGAGGACUCGAUUCAGGCCGAACUGCAACAUAGCGUGACCCUCUUCGCCCUAUUCGAGGCCGUCGACUUUCACUUCCUUAACCUUGCCCGCACCGUCGUACGCGAGUCGUCGGCCCAGGAGGAGCUCCACGCCGACAUGCUCUCCAGCCUCUGGACACGCCUUCUGGGCACUCGCGCUGCCGAGCUCCGCAAGUUUGAACAGAAUCGCCAGCUGUUGCGCAACGUACGCGAGAAGACGGUUCGCAACAAGGGCAUCCUCGUCGAGCACAACGGCAAACUCCUGACCCUCAAGGCCUCCCUCGAGACCCUCCGCAGCAAGCUCGUGUCUCCUCUCGUCCGCGGUGUCAACUCGACCACCCUCACGCUCGAGGACCAGAUCCAAGGCCUAAGCGACGUGAGUGAGUACCUAGGGGAGGUCAGGAAGCAGCAGAAGGGCAAGGUCAUGGAGACGCUCUUUGGCAGCGUUCCUGGCAAGAAGUACAUGAUUGAAGAAAGGCCUGAUACAGUCGUGGUAAAUACCUUGUAA